Molecule: messenger RNA, 481 nt
Organism: Morus notabilis
Lineage: Eukaryota; Viridiplantae; Streptophyta; Magnoliopsida; Rosales; Moraceae
Product: polyadenylate-binding protein RBP47-like
Exons: 1
Cellular component (GO): cytosol
Molecular function (GO): mRNA binding
Source: RefSeq, a predicted model, not a curated record
GUUUUCUCAGUGAAGGUUAUACGCAACAAACAAACUGGUCAGUCAGAAGGAUAUGGAUUUAUCGAGUUUUAUUCACGUGCAGCAGCUGAGAAAGUUUUGCAGACUUUUAACGGCACACUGAUGCCAAACACAGAGCAGCCCUUCCGUUUAAAUUGGGCAACUUUCAGUGCUGGUGAAAAGCGAUCAGAGUCUGGUUCCGAUCUAUCUAUAUUUGUAGGAGAUUUGGCUGCAGAUGUGACUGAUGCAAUUUUGCAAGAAACGUUUUCUAGCAGAUUUUCUUCUGUUAAAGGUGCUAAAGUCGUUAUUGAUUCAAAUACUGGUCGUUCAAAAGGUUAUGGUUUUGUUAGGUUUAACGAUGAAAAUGAGAGGUCAAGUGCCAUAACUGAAAUGAAUGGAGUCUACUGUUCAAGCAGACCCAUGCGCAUAGGUGUUGCAACCCCCAAAAAGUCUCCUGGGUAUCAACAACAGUAUAGUUCACAAG